AUGUCUGGCAGAGGCAAAGGUGGCAAAGGCCUUGGUAAAGGUGGUGCCAAGCGGCACCGCAAGGUCCUACGAGAUAAUAUUCAGGGUAUUACAAAACCAGCUAUUCGUCGCCUAGCUCGCCGUGGGGGUGUUAAGCGCAUUUCUGGCCUUAUUUAUGAGGAGACUCGUGGUGUCCUGAAGGUUUUUUUGGAAAAUAUUAUAAGGGAUUCCGUGACUUACACCGAACAUGCUAAGCGUAAGACUGUUACCGCCAUGGAUGUGGUUUACGCUCUCAAACGCCAAGGACGAACUCUCUACGGAUUUGGCGGUUGA
Chiloscyllium plagiosum (whitespotted bambooshark) is the source of this 312-nucleotide messenger RNA. RefSeq names its product histone H4-like. Lineage: Eukaryota; Metazoa; Chordata; Chondrichthyes; Orectolobiformes; Hemiscylliidae. The record is from RefSeq and is a predicted model, not a curated record. Gene Ontology annotation, cellular component: nucleosome. Gene Ontology annotation, molecular function: protein heterodimerization activity; DNA binding; structural constituent of chromatin.